AUGCCAGUACACCCGCAGCAGCAGCAACAGCAGCAGCCGUACCGCCUGAAGAUAGCCCGGCCGCUUUGCUGGUGCACGAGAUGUGCUGGAGACAAGGGUGCCCAUUCAUCACUGUCAUCUUCCCCUAGUAAUCCAAACGUUAUGGGGAUUGUUGCUUUCAGGUUUUUAGGAAAGGUCGAGGGAGCGUCAAGCACGGUUACAGACGCCGUCUCGGACACUUUUGGAGUUCCGAGGUUUUUCUGGGACCGUUGUGGAUGGGAUGCGAACGGAUUCUUCAAGCCGUAUAAGAAGUUGGCGACAGGCAGAGAUGGCAAGUGUGAUUCUGCCGAGAACAACGCCCAGCAAGACAGCGAUAAGGGCUAUAGUUACAAUUGGCAGUACCUAGGAUUCGCAACUUUGGCCUCCAAUAUUGGCCAAGGAAACGAUGCAGCGAAAAUCUGCCAGCAGCUUCUCUGCUUUGAUCUUUCCAACGAGAUUAGGGAACGGAUCCAGAUAGCCUUUGAGAACUCGGACGUGUCGAACUGGAUUGGCUGCCCUCACGGCUUCUACGCAGUCCUAUUCUCGGUCAUUGCCCAGUAUUUCGACCAGGCCCUUUGGGGGUUUCGAAAGCCACUCCGUGAGCUGGAGAAGGAAGAGCUUGUGACGAGCAGAUACCUGGGCAUGCACGAAAUAUCCAGGCACGUCCUCCACGAGAUUGAGACGCUGGAAAUCUCGGCACGCACAAUGAGGGCUAUAGAUGAUUGUCACUCCAAGAACUGCAGAUGGGAGGCCGGUGACAAAAACGACCCUGAACUGCAUCUCAAAGAGGCCAGGUAUUCGUUUUGCUCAUCUGAGAUAUCCUUUUAUCCGCAAUUCCUCGAGAACCUGGGGCUCCGUGCACACACAUUCGAGGACAGGCUAAAGACAGAGAUCCGAUUGGCGUUUCAUCUCGCUGGCGCAGAUGAUAACAAGACAACCAAGCAGCUCCUGGAUAAGAACAAGGAGAUUGCCCAAAGCAGCCGAAACGAUGGUCGUGAGUUGACCAGGCUAGUCUCAACCGCGACGCUACUGUUCCUGCCUGGCUCUUUUUGCUCGGACUUUUUGUUCAUCUGCAGAGCGUUUUCGGGAUGA
Messenger RNA from Pyricularia pennisetigena, 1110 nucleotides. RefSeq lists its product as uncharacterized. The transcript is spliced from 6 exons. The coding region runs from base 1 to 1110 and encodes 369 amino acids. The record is from RefSeq and is a predicted model, not a curated record. Lineage: Eukaryota; Fungi; Ascomycota; Sordariomycetes; Magnaporthales; Pyriculariaceae.